AUGAAGGACAUUUCAUCUGGUUCUGGUGAUUUGAAUGAAGACAUUGAAAAGAGUGUGGCCCUUAUUUUAUCUGGGGUAGGAAUGACACAGAAUUCAAGGUAUUGGUCAAGGCAGUCAAUAGGCUCAAUGAGUCCUUCAACACAUAGUUUGCUGCCAAAGAGGGUCAAAACAAACCUUGCGAUAAUUGCGAGGUUCAUGAAGAGAAGCAAGAGCGAAAAACCAGUGGUAAUCAGUAAGUGGACAGGGAGAGCUCCUACCUUAUUAGAACAAAGAAAAUCAAAAGAGGAGGAGGACUCAGGAUGGGAUUACAGGAUCAACAGCCGAUCCAGAUUCAUUAGGAGUAGUCGUUGA
This is a messenger RNA of Ilex paraguariensis (yerba mate), 351 nucleotides long. The record is from the annotation of a GenBank genome assembly. NCBI's taxonomy places the organism in Eukaryota, Viridiplantae, Streptophyta, Magnoliopsida, Aquifoliales, Aquifoliaceae.